Messenger RNA from Penicillium daleae, 1833 nucleotides. RefSeq names its product vezatin family protein. Gene Ontology annotation, molecular function: myosin binding; DNA polymerase processivity factor activity; DNA binding. The coding region runs from base 1 to 1833 and encodes 610 amino acids. The transcript is spliced from 5 exons. Gene Ontology annotation, cellular component: PCNA complex. NCBI's taxonomy places the organism in Eukaryota, Fungi, Ascomycota, Eurotiomycetes, Eurotiales, Aspergillaceae. The record is from RefSeq and is a predicted model, not a curated record. Gene Ontology annotation, biological process: mismatch repair; translesion synthesis; leading strand elongation.
AUGGAAUCUUUUGUGCCUAAGGAUUCACCGCUGGACGACUACCUCCAAGGGGUGGGUGAACGUGAGGACAACUGGCCAGCGGCGGAAACAAACAGCGAGAGUGAAAAUGAGGUCCCUGCCACUGAUUUCGCUCCUCGGGGAGCUUCUCGCUUUCAAAGUCGAGUGCGCAACAAGCUUCCAAAGCCCCUGAACCUCGGCAACUCACCGCAUGGAGCCAUCGCGCAGAAGCUAUACACUGCCUGCUCGUCUGCCCUGAACGCGCGCAUCGCACGAGGAGACAACGAGCGGUUCCUAGAACAAUUCGGAUACGUCAUCGUCGCCUCGCAGCUCUUGAACGAGCACAGCGCGCCCUCCUACACCUCCGCGGCAGAUGUGCUCGCGACUUCACAGCCCGCAGAGCUCCCGUCACUUUCCACAACUUUUGGUCUGCAAGGUGCCAUUGUCACUGCGUCAACUUCCUUUUCGAUUGUGUGGUUACUACACUGGGGCCGGUCUAAGACGGGAUCUGGGCUAAAUCCACGAAAAUUCGGGAUCAUGUUGAUUCUGAUGCCGGUUCUCGGGGUUUUCUUUUAUGCCUUUGCGAAGCGACAGUGGUUGAAAUACUUGCGGCACCAGGCGGUGGAGGCUGCCGGGGCUUUCGUCGGGAAUGCUCAGGGGUUUGACUCGGCUGCUUCAGCCUCGGUGGUCUUUAUACAAGAGGUGGAGCUGGUCUCUAGAGGCUAUCGGAUAAGCACUCCCCUCCCUCCUAUCAGUCGACUGGAGGAUCAGGUACAAAUCCGGAGGUGCUUGAGACUUCGAAGAGCAGUAUCCGAGUCUUUCUGGUCCAUGCUUGAACGAUAUAUUCAAUCACAAAAUACCCUGCGGCCGCUUACUGACGAGGCCAACCUUGCUAAAUAUUACGAUAUUUACGAUAUCGCGCUGGAGGACCUCGAAACAAUCGAGUCAACUCUGUCGCAACGGUCUAUGGAUGAUCAGUAUUCAUUACGGUCUCUGCGUGAAUCGUUCGGGAAACUGUAUACAGUGAGAAAAAGCGUCUUGUGCUGUUUGCUAGCGCUGAGUGCCGAUGGAGGAGGAUCUGAUAUCACGAGGUGGAGUUCGGCCGUGGAAGAGAUGCGCGAGCUUGCUGCGGUCACCGGAUCAAGCAUGACCAAAAUGGCCAACAUUCUGAAUGAGGAGGACCGGGACGUUAUUCCUCCAUCUCCGUUGCCGUCCGCUUCUCCAAGCAAGGAGCACAUGCGCACGCAAUUCCGGCGGCUGAACUCCUUAUCGCAGGGCGUUCGUGCCUUGCAUGCUAAAAUGCACAUCGUCGGUGAGGAGUCCAACGCCAAUCUCGAGCAAUCCGAGACUGGCGAAUUCGAAGCGAGUCUUUUGGUCCAAUAUGAUUCUAUUGGUAGUGAUAUCAGGGCUCUACUGCAAGAGUGGGAGCUCGGGAAAGCUGCAUUUGUCAACAGUCAGCAUCGCCUCAGUGUCGGAGACUUCUCCCGGCCUCCGAGUACAGCCUUCCCACUGUCUCCUACCCCUAGUCUUGGUGGUACUACCGCCGUGGAGGGAAGUCCUACCGACGCACUCAAAGCGUUGAACGGCGAGCGUCCCGACUUGACGCAUAGUUUCGAGGACGAGGAGAUCUUCGAAGCGGUCGUACUCCCUGCUUCGAGAAAUAAGAGAGCCUCUCUCACGAGAGAUGAACGUCUGGCACGCGUUCGAGAAGCACGUGCCAGUAAAGCGGCCGUUCAGGAAAAGGCAAAUGCAAAGACCAAUAUGCUCAAGGAACUGGAGAUGGUCAUCCAGCAAAGACCUCGCAACAACCAUUCCAAACGAGUGACCAGCAUGUAA